UAAAACAAUGGUUGGUAUUUCAACAUCAAUGAACGAUAUAAUUAAGUCAUUAAAGCUUGCACAUGACACUCUUUGUAACCAUCUUUGGCAAGCCAAUCUCCCUCGGCCUCGCGUCUGCGCCGCCAGAGCUGUCACAGCCUCAACUGCGCUUAGCAAUGGCAGUCGAAGAGUCCCUCGAAAUAGCUGCUGCUGCUUCCUGCGACGACGACGACGGCCACCAGAGAAGAACCGGGACGAUAUGGACCUGCGUCGCGCACAUCAUAACGGCCGUCAUCGGCUCCGGCGUGCUCUCCCUCGCGUGGAGCACUGCCCAGCUGGGUUGGAUCGCCGGCCCUGUGUCCAUGCUCUGCUUCGCCAUCGUCACCUUCGUCUCCGCCUUCCUCCUCUCGGACUGCUACAGGUCGCCCCACCCUGUCACAGGAACCAGAAACUACUCUUACAUGGAUGCUGUCAGAGUCACUCUAGGUGAGAAGCAGACAUGGAUUUGUGGGUUCCUGCAGUACUUUAGCAUGUAUGGAACUGGGAUAGCGUACACUAUCACUACUUCGAUCAGCAUGAGGGCGAUUCAGAGGUCAGACUGUUACCAUAGAGAGGGACGCAGAGCUCCGUGCUCGUAUGGAGAUAGCUUCUACAUGCUGAUGUUUGGGGUUGUUCAGAUAGUGUUCUCCCAGAUUCCAGAUUUCCAUGACAUGGCAUGGCUCUCUGUUCUUGCAGCUAUCAUGUCCUUUGCCUACUCCUCCAUUGGAUUUGCUCUUGGCGUUGCAAAAGUGAUUGGAAAUGGAACAAUAAAGGGGGGAGUUGGAGGCAUCGGCAUGACAUCCAGGGCACAGAAAGUCUGGCGAGUUUCUGAAGCACUGGGAGACAUAGCAUUUGCCUACCCAUACUCCUUGAUUCUCUUAGAAAUAGAGGACACACUGAGGUCACCACCACCAGAGAACCAGACGAUGAAGAAAGCUUCAAUGAUCUCCAUCUUCAUCACCACCUUCUUCUACCUCUGCUGCGGGUGCUUCGGCUAUGCUGCCUUCGGAGAUGGCACGCCGGGAAACCUCUUGACGGGGUUCGGCUUCUACGAACCAUACUGGCUUAUCGAUUUCGCCAACGCUUGUAUUGUCCUCCAUCUAGUGGGAGGCUAUCAGGUCUACAGCCAGCCAGUGUUUUCCUUUGCAGACAGAUGGGUUGCAGGGAAGUUUCCUAACAGCAGAUUUGUCAACGAGUUCUACAUGAUCCAGUUGCCAUUCUUACCACCAUACAGAUUGAAUCUAUUCAGGCUGUGCUUUAGAACAGCUUAUGUCGCAACUACCACAGGGCUUGCCAUGGUCUUUCCCUACUUCAACCAGGUCCUGGGAGUGUUGGGAUCCCUCAACUUCUGGCCCCUGGCCAUCUACUUCCCCGUGGAGAUGUACUUUGCACAGAAGAAGAUAGGACGUUGGACAAAGAAAUGGAUGGUUCUAAGGGUCUUCAGUGCUGGAUGCUUGCUCGUGAGCUUGCUUGCUUUGAUUGGAUCAGUUGAAGGGCUUGUGAGUGAGAAGCUGGGAUGAGUUCAUUGUCCCUCCAAGUGAAAGAUAGGAUUGAUGAUAUAAAUGAUGCCUUGCAAGUGAAAUCUAUAUUUUUCUCAUCAA
This is a messenger RNA of Musa acuminata subsp. malaccensis (wild Malaysian banana), 1619 nucleotides long. Its product is annotated as probable amino acid permease 7. Gene Ontology annotation, biological process: amino acid transmembrane transport. The record is from RefSeq and is a predicted model, not a curated record. Gene Ontology annotation, cellular component: membrane. Gene Ontology annotation, molecular function: amino acid transmembrane transporter activity. NCBI's taxonomy places the organism in Eukaryota, Viridiplantae, Streptophyta, Magnoliopsida, Zingiberales, Musaceae.